AAAAAAAAAAAGAAAUGAAAACUGAAGCAAAUUCAGCUCUUUGUCUGUCUCUCUCUCUCUCCCUCUCUUUCUAGACUGAUCUAAUCUCUAAUUGGUCAGGGAAAGGAGUCGAGAUUAAAGGGUGGACAGAACAUACUCUUUGGUUAACAUCAAAUUACGAAAAUGCCCCUUAUUCAUCGGAAAAAGCCGACGGAGAAACCUUCUUCUCCAUCCGAGGACCUUCCCGACGAAGACGACGAUUCCCAAAAGAAAUCUCAUGGUAAGAAACAAAACGGAGGAACCGAGAACAAGGUGAAGUGGUCGUGCGUUGAUUCCUGUUGCUGGUUCAUCGGGUGCGUGUGCGUCACGUGGUGGUUCCUCUUAUUCCUAUACAACGCUAUGCCAGCGAGCUUUCCACAGUACGUAACGGAAGCGAUCACGGGUCCUUUGCCAGACCCUCCUGGCGUGAAGCUGAAGAAAGAAGGUCUCAAGGCGAAACAUCCUGUUGUCUUUAUCCCCGGGAUUGUCACUGGAGGGCUUGAGCUUUGGGAAGGUAAACACUGUGCUGAUGGUUUGUUUAGAAAGAGAUUGUGGGGUGGAACUUUUGGUGAAGUCUACAAAAGGCCUCUAUGUUGGGUGGAACACAUGUCACUUGACAACGAAACCGGGUUGGAUCCUGCUGGUAUUAGAAUUAGAGCUGUAUCAGGACUCGUGGCUGCUGAUUACUUUGCUCCUGGCUACUUUGUCUGGGCAGUGCUCAUUGCUAACCUUGCACAUAUCGGAUAUGAAGAGAAGAACAUGUACAUGGCUGCAUAUGACUGGAGGCUUUCGUUUCAGAACACAGAGGUGCGUGACCAAACGCUUAGCCGUAUGAAAAGCAACAUAGAGUUGAUGGUUUCUACCAACGGUGGAAAAAAGGCAGUCAUAGUUCCACAUUCCAUGGGGGUCUUGUAUUUUCUACAUUUUAUGAAAUGGGUUGAGGCACCAGCUCCUAUGGGUGGCGGUGGUGGGCCUGAUUGGUGUGCCAGGCAUAUAAAGGCGGUGAUGAACAUUGGUGGACCAGCGAUUGCCCCAGGGUUCUUAGACACAGAUAUAUUCAGACUCCAGACGUUGCAGCAUGUAAUGAGAAUGACACGCACAUGGGACUCAACAAUGUCGAUGAUACCUAAAGGAGGUGACACAAUAUGGGGUGGUCUUGAUUGGUCGCCAGAGCAUGGCUACACUUGUUCUGGUAAAAAGCAAAAGAGCAACGGUACUCGCAGUGAAGAUAGUGAAAAUUUAAUUUCCAAGACGAAGCCUGUCAACUACGGAAGAAUCAUAUCGUUUGGGAAAGACGUAGCAGAGGCUCCACCAUCUGAGAUUAAAAACAUUGAUUUCCGAGGUGCUGUUAAAGGUCAGAGUAUCCCAAACAACACAUGCCGUGACGUGUGGACAGAGUACCAUGAUAUGGGAAUAGGAGGGAUCAAAACUAUUGCUGAGUAUAAGGUCUACACUGCUGAUGCAGUCAUAGAUUUGCUACACUAUGUUGCUCCUAAGAUGAUGGCUCGUGGUUCCGCUCAUUUCUCAUAUGGGAUUGCGGAUGAUUUAGAUGACCCUAAGUAUGAUCAUCCUAGACACUGGUCUAAUCCAUUGGAGACAAAAUUACCCAAUGCCCCUGAAAUGGAGAUCUACUCAUUGUAUGGAGUUGGGAUCCCAACAGAACGAUCGUACAUCUACAAGCUUAACCAGUCUCCCGACAGCUGCAUCCCCUUUCAGAUCUUCACUUCUGCUCACGAGGAGGACGAAGACAGCUGUCUGAAAGCUGGAGUUUACAAUGUGGAUGGAGAUGAAACAGUACCAGUCCUAAGUGCAGGGUUCAUGUGUGCUAAAGCUUGGCGUGGCAAGACAAGGUUCAACCCUUCAGGAAUCAAGACUUACGUCAGAGAGUACAACCACUCUCCACCGGCUAACCUGCUUGAAGGUCGCGGGACCCAGAGUGGGGCCCAUGUGGAUAUCAUGGGAAACUUUGCGUUGAUAGAGGAUAUCAUGAGGGUUGCCACAGGAGGCAACGGGUCGGAUCUAGGGCUUGACCAGGUCCACUCUGGUAUAUUCGAAUGGUCAGAACGUAUUGACCUGAAGCUGUGAAUAUAUUGAUCUGUUUUGAGGAUGCCAGCUUUUGUGAACCUAGUACUUCCACGCAGAAGGAGAUCAUCAUCAUCAUGUCCGAGUCACAACACAAGAAGCCUGAGAAUGAUAUUGUGUGGUGGUGCAAUAUUCUCAUAUACCUUCAUUUAAAUAUAUAUUCUUAUUGGGGGAUGUAAACUAUAUACAAUCCUGUUUAUGUUCGUGUCCUUGGAACGGUAGUGCAGGACUUGCUGCGUCAUGUCUAUUUGUCUUGUCCAAAGCAUCAUUUUGUAUUUGGUUCCACAUAGCUUC
Messenger RNA from Eruca vesicaria subsp. sativa (arugula), 2394 nucleotides. Lineage: Eukaryota; Viridiplantae; Streptophyta; Magnoliopsida; Brassicales; Brassicaceae. The record is from the annotation of a GenBank genome assembly.